AUGAUCGAAAACUACAUCCUCGACUACUCAGGUCUGAAGAUAUUCAUGGCAACAAUGUCCAUCAUUGGCGUAUUCGUGUUCAUUGCCUUAUACUUCAUAAAUGCAGGUUACGGAAAAUUCGCUAGCAGAUCAUGGGGACCAGCCAUUCCAAACAAAAUUGCAUGGAUAUUAAUGGAAUGCCCAGUUUUCUUCGUUCUUUGCAUCCUUUGGUACUUUUCUGAAAGAAGAUUCAAGUUAAUUUACCUUGCAUUCUUCAUAAUCUUCCAAAUCCACUACUUCCAGAGAUCAUUCAUCUUCCCAUUCCUCCUUAAAGGUAAAUCAUACAUGCCAAUCCUUAUCAUGCUUAUGGGAGCCACAUUUAACGUUUGCAACGGUUACAUCCAGGGUUGCUGGCUAUUUUAUGCAUCUCCAGAAGGAUACUACACAAAUGAAUGGUUCUGCACACCACAAUUCAUCAUCGGAACCAUUAUUUUCUUCACAGGAAUGUUUAUUAACAUCCACUCUGACCACGUUAUCAGAAACUUACGCAAACCAGGUGAUACAAAGCACUACCUUCCAAACAAGGGCAUGUACAGAUUUGUAACAUCUGCAAACUAUCUUGGUGAAAUCAUCGAAUGGUUUGGAUAUUUCAUUUUGACAUUAUCUCCUGCUGCCCUUGUUUUCGUUUGGUUUACAUUUGCCAAUCUUGUUCCACGUGCACACAAGAUUUACGACCGCUAUCUCAAGGAAUUUGGAAAGCCUGUUCUUGAAAAGAAGCGUGUCUUCCCAUUCAUCUAUUAA
Messenger RNA from Trichomonas vaginalis G3, 780 nucleotides. Its product is annotated as 3-oxo-5-alpha-steroid 4-dehydrogenase protein. Gene Ontology annotation, biological process: steroid metabolic process. The record is from RefSeq and is a predicted model, not a curated record. Gene Ontology annotation, molecular function: 3-oxo-5-alpha-steroid 4-dehydrogenase activity. The transcript has a single exon. The coding region runs from base 1 to 780 and encodes 259 amino acids. Gene Ontology annotation, cellular component: membrane. NCBI's taxonomy places the organism in Eukaryota, Parabasalia, Trichomonadida, Trichomonadidae.